AUGUCCAUCAAAAGAAUCUUAUUACUUUUCCAAGCAAUUAAUUUUUUCGUUCUUUUAUGCCUAACAAGUUACAUCUAUUAUACCUCCAAGAGAUCAACAACUCAAUCUGUUCAAGAAUAUCAAAAUUUACAAAAUCUAAGGCAUAACAAUAUCACUAUUAUAUUACUUUGGACAGGCUGGUUUUAUGGUGACUGGCCUGUACCUCUUGGUGGUCAUCAAUGUGACAGUCUUAGUAAACAUUGCUAUUUUACUAUCGAAAGUAAGUACUAUUCAACUGCUGAUGCUGUUGUAUUCCACGGCUCUGAUUUGUAUAGAAUGGAGGAUGCUGCUUUACCCAAUCAAACCAGUAAACCACGACAUCAACGCUGGGUAUAUUACACGAUGGAAAAUCCACCCAUUAGUGCCUAUCUAGGUGUACAAGCCAAGGAAAGGGAUGAAAAUAAAUUUGAUUGGAUUAUGAGCUAUGCUAAAGAUGCCGAUGUUUAUGUACCUUAUGGGCAGAUUAUCAAAGGUCGUUAUGGCAAUGGUUACGAUUCUAAUAUCAAUUACGCCCAAGGUAGACCCAAGAUGGUAGCCAUGGUCGCAAGUCGUUGUUAUCCAUCUCGUAUGAAAAUGGUGGCAGCAUUGCAACAUUAUGUCGACGUUGAUGUCUAUGGUGAAUGUGGAACAAAAUGUUCACGCAAUCGACAAUGUUGGAAUCAUCUCAAACAAAAUUACAAGUUCUACCUAAGCUUUGAAAACGAAGUAUGCAAAGAUUAUAUUACGGAAAAGUUGUACAAUAAUGCAUUUGCAAAUUAUCUGAUACCUAUUGUCAUCAGUGGUGCUAAUUAUUCCGAUAUCAAGGUUGUUCCACCGCAUUCUGUCAUCGAUGCUUUACAAUUUAAAAAUGUUGAAGAAUUAGCACGUUACAUUAAAAUUGUAGCCGAAGAUAAUAAAUUAUAUAAUUCAUACUUUCAAUGGAGAAAUCGUUACGACAUCAAAUUUAUAAGAAUGAGAGACACUUUGUGUACGCUAUGCAAGAAAAUUUCGACCAAACCACUACGAAAGCCUUCUCGCCCUUAUAGCAAUUUACGCUACAUAUUAGGUAACCACGAUGGCAAUUGUAAAAAAUUUCCGGAACCUUCUAGAUUAAAUGCCGUAAAGCCUAACUUUACAUAUUUCCAGUAA
Molecule: messenger RNA, 1167 nt
Organism: Trichoplax adhaerens
Lineage: Eukaryota; Metazoa; Placozoa; Uniplacotomia; Trichoplacea; Trichoplacidae
Exons: 1
Coding region: 1-1167 (388 amino acids)
Cellular component (GO): membrane
Molecular function (GO): alpha-(1->3)-fucosyltransferase activity
Source: RefSeq, a predicted model, not a curated record